UCCUCCUCCGCGCCCCGUUCCCGCACCGAUCUCCCGAGAAAACACCCGCCCGCACCACGCCACGCCCAGACGAACUGCUCCCCGCCCUGCUCCCUCACCCCCGAGAGAGAAAGAAUGGGCGCUCCCUCCACCGCGCCCGCGCCCUCCCCGCCGGCGCUGCCCGAGGCCUCCGCGCCGGACGACCGUGCGCCGCCCGAGCCCGCCGCGCCGGAGCUGCCGCCGCCGCUGCGGCUGCGCUGCGGCGUGCAGCAGUACGAGUGGGGCCGGCGCGGCGCCGCCUCCCUCGUCGCGCGCCUCUCAGCCGCGGACUCCGCCGCCGAAAUCGACGAGGCCCGCCCCUACGCGGAGCUCUGGAUGGGCACGCACCCGGCCGCGCCCUCCGCCGUGCUCCCCGGCGGCGAGCCCCUCGGCACCUGGCUCGCGCGUAACCCGGCCGCGCUCGGCCCCGCCGUCGCCGCGCGCUGGGCCGGCGACCUCCCGUUCCUCUUCAAGGUGCUGUCGGUGGCGAAGCCGCUGUCGAUCCAGGCGCACCCGGACAAGGGGCUGGCGGAGCUGCUGCACGCCAUGCGGCCGGCCACGUACCGGGACGCCAACCACAAGCCGGAGAUGGCCAUCGCCGUCACCGACUUCCGCGCGCUCUUCGGCUUCGCCGGCAUCCAGGAGCUCAAGGAUGUUAUAAGGACUGUACCUGAAGUUGCAGGGCUGAUCGGACAUGAAGAUGCUGACAAGCUUAUGACUGUAAAAGAGUAUCAUGAUGGCAAUGAUGUAAAAUCCAGUCUGCAAUCAGCAUUCGCUAAGCUAAUGACAGCAAGUAAAGAAGCAGUUUCCGAAGCAGUUAAUAAAUUGAAGGGUCGCCUGAAUGAUGAGAGCGAGAUUCGGACCUUAACAGAGAAGGAGGAACUUGUUUUGUCUCUGGAGAGACAGUAUCCAGAAGAUGUUGGUGUUCUAGCCGCACUUCUCUUCAACUAUGUCAAGCUCAGCCCAGGUGAAGCAAUUUAUAUCGGUGCCAAUGAACCGCACGCAUACCUGUCCGGGGAAUGCAUCGAGUGCAUGGCUACUUCGGACAAUGUGGUUCGUGCUGGUUUGACACCUAAAUACAGAGAUGUGCAGACCCUCUGCUCCAUGCUAACAUACAAACAGAUCUUCCCUGAAAUACUGCGAGGGGUACCUGUGCAGCCAUACGUACGACGCUACACCCCUCCGACUGACGAGUUCGAGGUUGACUGCUGCUUGCUGCCUCCAGGUGAAGUGGUUGUCAUGCCACCGGUACCAGGUCCAUCCAUCUUCCUUGUCAUGACCGGGGAGGGCGAGGUUCAGGCAGACUCCAUGUCAGACGGCGAGAAGGCGAAGGAAGGCGACGUCUUCUUUGUGCCCGCGCACACCGAGGUUAGGCUCUCCGCUUCUGGCCAUGCGACGAUGCAGCUGUACAGAGCUGGGGUGAACAGCAGAGCAUUGUACGCGUGCAACGCUGCUGCUGCGGGGAAGAGGUCCCAGCUGCAGGACAUAUGCGAAAUGGCGAGUUAGCUGGGGCGCUGAUAUACAUACAGUAUAGGCCGAUGGAUGCAAGUGCUAAUGUAAUAUGUAUAGUCCAAUGGACGAGUAAUAAGUUCCUUGAUGCCUUUAGAACAAGGUCCCUUGCAUAUAGGUACCCUGGCAUGGCAUGCUCUCUGCUGUUAGAUAACUAAUGGGGUCAGUGAAUAAGAAGUUUCAGUCCUUCUGCUAACCUGUAAAAGUUCAGUGACCAGAUGUAAAUCGUGCAGUUCUCCAGUUCAGAGGAUAAUUGGAGAUGCUGAUACACCAGUGCCUGUGCAUUUCAGCGUUC
Molecule: messenger RNA, 1822 nt
Organism: Triticum dicoccoides
Lineage: Eukaryota; Viridiplantae; Streptophyta; Magnoliopsida; Poales; Poaceae
Product: mannose-6-phosphate isomerase 1-like
Exons: 5
Coding region: 115-1524 (469 amino acids)
Biological process (GO): carbohydrate metabolic process; GDP-mannose biosynthetic process
Cellular component (GO): cytosol
Molecular function (GO): mannose-6-phosphate isomerase activity; zinc ion binding
Source: RefSeq, a predicted model, not a curated record